Messenger RNA from Suillus bovinus, 351 nucleotides. RefSeq lists its product as uncharacterized. The transcript is spliced from 3 exons. NCBI's taxonomy places the organism in Eukaryota, Fungi, Basidiomycota, Agaricomycetes, Boletales, Suillaceae. Bases 49 to 345 code for a protein of 98 amino acids. The record is from RefSeq and is a predicted model, not a curated record.
CAUCCACCCCAUCUCAAAGAGACAGCAGUUUAUACCACCUCACAAACAAUGCGUUCCUCCUUCCUCGCCGUUAUCGUUGCUUUGGCGGCAUUUAUCGUGUCUGUCAGGGCAUGUCAAAAAGAGGGCGGUUUUUGCCCAACACCAGACUCCUGCUGUGCAGGCUUGAAUUGCUCCAUGGGUGCUGGAGGUGUCACAGUCUGCAACGAAAUGGGUGCACCGGCGCACUCUCACAAUCAUGGAUUGUGGGAUCGGACAGGACUACUAGAUAUCAAUAGUAUCGCUGUUGUACCAAGCACUUUCGAAAGUAGAAUAAAAAGUCAGGCUGCCUUUCGUUGUCAAGUCUGAAUGUUG